AAAACUUUUCUCCGUUCCCUUAACAGUAACACGUCUAUCUCUCUCUCCCUCUCCUGGUCUCCUUUUGUAUCUCCUCUUUCUUUCUCUCACAGCCACCCCCGCCGAUCUCAACAAGUUGUCUACCAACCCACGCCGCGCCGUCCACCAUGCCGCACCGCUGACGCGGAUGUGAACUCGCUCCUUUUGUUGCUGGGAUUGCUAUGCCACUGUUGUGGGCUGAUUUUGGUGGUGGUAGGAAAUUUAUUUUCAAACUUCCAUGGCCAACCAAGCUCCUCCUUGAACAAAUCUACAUCCUUCAGUUUGGGUUGAUUUUUGCAGUUCUCUCUCAUGCGAUGCUCUGUUCAUCGUGAUUUACUGACUUUGUUUGAAAAUUUGUUGAUUUUGUUUUUUUUUGGUUUAGUUUAGCCAAAAAUUGUGCAGAGGCUCUUACUCCGCAACUGUUGUUUUGCCCAAACGGCACCAGGUUCGGAUUCGGAUUCAGCAGAACAACUCAAGUAUCAAGAAGCCUCGCUCGCAUCUUCAUUUCAAUACAAAAACAGGUUCUCUCUCUGAAUCAAAUAUCAUGAGGGCAUUAUAUAGAGUCAGACCCAUUAUCAUUCGCUCUACGCCUUCUUCUUUCCCUUUCACAGACCCACAAAAAUGCCCAUUUGGCCCUUUCAACUCCUUCACUCAAAAGAGGUUCAAAAAGCCAGUAAUCUCAGCUCGAACUCGCUUAGAGGACAGAGUCAGAGACCCAAAGCUAGACAAACUAAUAACCCACCUCAAAAAACUCAAAACCAUCCUCAAUCUCCACCAACUUAUGUCAAACAAAAAACGUGGUCCCUUCGUUUCAUUACAACUCAUGUCCAGGUGGAAAAACAUCGUUGGACUAAAUGUCAACAUAGGCACAUUUAUCAACAAAUACCCACAUGUUUUUGAGGUUUUUAAACACCCAAUUAGGAGGAAUCUUUGUUGUAGAGUUAGGCAAAAGAUGAAGGCUUUGAUAGAAGAGGAAGAGAGAGUUGUGAAAGAAUGUGAAUUAGAAGCUGUACAGCGUGUAAAGAAGUUGUUAAUGAUGUCUGUAAAUGGGACUCUUGGUGUUCAUGCUUUGAGAUUGAUUAGAAGGGAAUUGGGUUUGCCUGAGGAUUUUCGUGACUCAGUUCUGGCUAAUUAUAAUGCUGAUUUUAGGUUGGUUGGGUUGGAGAUAGUUGAAUUGGUUGAUAAAGAUGAGAGUGUGGGGGUUGCAAAGGUUGAAUUAUGGAGGGAAAAAGAGUAUAGAGAGAAGUGGUUGAGUGAGUUCGAGACCAAAUAUGCAUUUCCUAUCAAUUUCCCUACAGGGUUUAAGAAAGAAGCAGGGUUUAGAGAUAAGUUGAAGAAUUGGCAAAGGCUGCCUUAUUUGAAGCCUUAUGAGAGGAAAGAGGUUGUAAAGGUUCGAACUUGUGGUGGGAUUGAGCAGUUUGAGAAGCGGGCGGUUGGGAUUCUUCAUGAGUUCUUGAGCUUGAUGGUGGAGAACAAGGUUGAGGUUGAACGGUUAGCUCAUUUCAAGAGGGAUUUUGCUAUUGAAGUUAAUGUGCGUGAACUACUUUUGGAGAACCCUGGAAUUUUUUACAUUUCUACUAAAGGGAAUGCACAAACGGUUUUUCUUAGAGAGGCGUAUAGUAAAGGGCAUUUGAUCGAGCCAAAUCCAAUAUAUGUUGUUAGAAGGAAAUUGUUGGACCUUGUCUUGCAAGGCUGUCAAAGUACUCGAGAACUGGCAGCUGAAAAGGAAAUCAAGGAGCUGAGUUCUGCAGGGUGUACAGCAGAUGGAGGUAGGAGAGAUGGUGACUGGGUUAUCCCAAUUUUGGAGAAUUUUGACAAUGAAAAUCCCGAUAACAGUGUGAGUGAAAUCAGUGAGUAAUCAGAGUUUACUGAAUUCAAUGAGAAAGGAAGUGGUGAAAGUGAAAAUUGCAUUGAGGGUUGAAUCAAAUAAGCCAUAUGAUGGUCAACAUUUAUUCUCCAGCAAGUGUGUAUAUGUGAAUAGGUCCAACAAUGACCCAUAAUCUUGAAUAGGUCAGAUUGUGGCCAUGGACCUCAAGACUGUUCCAUCAGACAAUGAUCCACUCAAGAGUCAAGUAACUCACCUUGGACAUUGAGUAUGAAUUAUGAUAGGACGAAGAUAUAAGACAAGAAACAAUUUUUACCUCCUCAGUCUGAGGCCCAGAGAAUGGGGAAGAUAUAAAGAAGAAAGACCAAAAUUGAGGAAACUAGGGCAGCCAAGGAAUAUAUUGAAUCAUUGAUUUAGUGCCAGUAUGUGCGGAAUGAUCAUUCUAAAUAAGUUAGCAAAAAUUAGGUCAUAAAAAAUUUGAUUUUGAUUGUCAAAUUGUGUAUAACUAUUUGACCACCAAAAAACCAUGUGUUAUUGGAGAAGUUAAAA
Molecule: messenger RNA, 2392 nt
Organism: Quercus lobata
Lineage: Eukaryota; Viridiplantae; Streptophyta; Magnoliopsida; Fagales; Fagaceae
Product: protein ROOT PRIMORDIUM DEFECTIVE 1-like
Exons: 2
Coding region: 563-1876 (437 amino acids)
Molecular function (GO): RNA binding
Source: RefSeq, a predicted model, not a curated record